This is a messenger RNA of Leishmania major strain Friedlin, 6906 nucleotides long. RefSeq lists its product as hypothetical. Gene Ontology annotation, molecular function: protein serine/threonine kinase activity; ATP binding. Gene Ontology annotation, cellular component: cytoplasm. The record is from RefSeq and is a predicted model, not a curated record. Lineage: Eukaryota; Euglenozoa; Kinetoplastea; Trypanosomatida; Trypanosomatidae. Gene Ontology annotation, biological process: protein phosphorylation. The transcript has a single exon. Bases 1 to 6906 code for a protein of 2301 amino acids.
AUGCUGAACGACCUGCCUCGCUGGCCGCGGUACCGGCCGAUCCGCGUGAUCGGCCAGGGUGGCUUCGGCACGGUGUACCUCUGCGUGGACACGGAGCCUGCCAGCCCCAUGUAUGAGCAGGAGGUGGCUGUCAAGGCCGUCUCGCUCGGCGCCCUUUGCGAUGAGGAGGUGCUCAUGGUUAUGUCAGAGGUGUCGCUGUUAAAGAAUGUUGGCCACCCGAACAUCAUCACCUACUACGACUCGUUCCUGUACGAUGAUGACGAGUCGGCGCUGUCACGGAAGGGAGGCGCCACGCUUGUUCCACAGGCUGAUGGCGACGACAUCGCUGCAGCUGGGGCAGGCUUUCGAUCGCAGUGGCUCUGUCUUGUGACGGAGUACAUGGACGGCGGCGACCUUGCUGCCCUGCUGCGGCAGUACAGCGGUCAAGGACUGAGCAGCACCAAAGGUGUAUGCGAGGCCACCAGUUUGAGGACACUGGACACGGCCGCCGCAGCGCGCAAGCGGGGCAGGCCUUCAGCUGCUGUAACAGACGGCGCCGCUGCAGGGGCCGAUCAAGGGGAGGCGAGUGAGGGAGACUGGGUAAGUCGCAGUCGACUACACCGCCAGCGCCUCGUAACAACUCUCCGCGCCGCACCGCGCCCACCAAUGUCGACGUCUGCCACGACAGCGACGAAGGCAACCGUGAUGCGGUGGGAUGGCCUCAACGCCUCCGCCGACCAGACGUGGAUGUCUGACGCCUCCGCGGCGGCGAUGCCGACCACCCCGCUCGGAGCCACCGACGUCGAGGCCGCAGAUGGGGCGGCUCGCGGCAGUCGCAACGGCAUCCAAAUGCACACUGCGGCUGCCAGCAAUGCCGCCGUUGGCUCUGCUGCCACGGGCGCACCGCACCUCGCCUCCGUGCCGCUCGAGCCCCAGCUCCCGCCUCUGCCGAAUCAGCUGUGGGUCGAGUCCUUUCUAAUCACAGAUAUUGCGAAACAGUGCCUCGACGCCUUGGCGUACCUGCAUGCCUUGUGCAUCGUUCACCGCGACAUCAAGCCGUCCAAUAUUUACCUCUCGAAGCGCGACGGUACCGUCAAGAUUGGCGACUUCGGCGUGUCGAAGCUGCUCCAGUCCGCAGAGCCCUUCACGCUGACGUUUGUGGGCACCCCGUUUUACCUCUGCCCUGAGCUGUGCAUGGGCGACCCCUACUCCUUCGGUGCCGAUAUCUGGGCGUUGGGUGUGGUCCUGUACGAGCUCUACUGCCUCAAACUUCCCUUCACCUCCGACAACGUUCUGGCACAGAUCUACGUUAUCACGGAAGGCAAAUAUGACACUGCCGCGCUGAGCACGCCACACGCCUUCGCAGAGUCCCAGCAGGCCGUGCUGGAGACGCUCUACGGACCCUCCUUUCUCCGUUCUGAGCGCCUGCUGCACUCCCUUGUGGUGAGCAUGGUUGGUAAAAUGCUUCAGGUUGAUCCGGCAGAGCGGCCCUCAGCCGAGGAGUUGCUAGCGGGUGUGUUCGGCGCCGGCAGCGCGUCGCGGUGCGGCUCGAGCGCAGGUCUUCCGCUUGCCCCGGUGGCGCCGACGCCGGUGCACCGCCCCCGGUCCACCUGUGUGCUAGCCCAUGGCUCCGUCUCCACGCCUCCGCAGCGUGGCCCAUCCUCACCCGCUGCCGAGCCUGAGGGAGUAGUGGCGGCCACGUCGCAAGCGCCGUCCAAUCGUUUAGGUCUUUCAGCAAGUGAGCAGCACGCACGGUGGGCCGGCAGCCUCGUUGCGGCUGCAUCCAGUGCGCUUCAGCAGGAGCAAGGGGCAUCUCGCGUUUCCCUCACAGCUCCCGGAAGUCGCCGCAGCCGCGAGAGAAGAGACGACGUGGUCAAUGACUUCACCGGCGCGCACACCCCUCUCGCUGUCCGCGUGAAGACGUCUGUGGGGGACAUACUGCAGGGCAUGCCGUCCGCGCAGCGUGCGCGUCUCGGCAGCCGUGCUGCGGCAGAGGAGAGGGAUGAAAAGGAGGAGGUCUUGCGGGCCAUGCUGCCUGUGACAUCGCCAAAGUCGACGCCCUCUUCGGUGCUCUUUCAUUCUACCAUGGAGGCCGGCGUGGGAAGCAACAGCGCCAACCGACAAACCGCGCUCUCGCCGAGCCUUGCAGGACGAGGACGGGCAGAGGUGUCCGCGUUGUCCGAGAAGCGCAGAGGCAGCACCGCGGGUGCUGAGCCGCCGUCGCUCGAGCUUGCUGAGUACCCGGCUCUGCAGCUUCUCCCUGCGGCGCCGUUCCCGCUGGAGCUGCUCUACGGCAGUCUCGCCAACACCGGCGACUCUGCCGUGAACAGCACAGGCACGACUGGAGAGCAGCGUACCGUAGGCGACAAGGCAUCGGUGAGUUCCCCGCUAGGGGUGCAGGCCACACAGCAAGCAUCACCACUCUCAUCUAUGUCGUCAGCUGACAGGCCACCUAUUGGGCGCACCCACUGCGACGAUGACGAUGCGCUGGACCACCCCAUCGGUGCGCAGACGCGCAGCGAGAUCAUGGCGCUGAUGGAGAACAUUCCGUGGCUUAAGAACGCCGAAGUCUUCUCCGCCAUUCCGCUCUCCGCCGGGUGUGACGACGUCAUGCUGGUUGAGCGCGCGCAUCGCAGCUCCGUGUCUGCAAGCGGCACCGACGGUGCUCUGAGCUCUGCCACCGACAACGCAGCAACCGGCGGCUCCGAGGAGAAAGCAGCGGGUGCUGCGCCGGCGUCGAAGGGCUCGCGCACUGCGCCGCACCAGCGGCAGUCGCAGCUGCCGUCGCCGUUGCGGUCACCGCACAGUCCGGCAACUGGAACGGAAGACAUGCAGAUGUCCUCGGAUCCCCGGCUGCCUGUAUGCCGCGCCGGGGUCGUGUCUCCCACGGCCCCCCGCAUUGAGGUGAAGACGAUCAGCGGGACGACCAUCACUAUGGGAGACAGCCGCCGCCCUCUUAGCUCGCGAUCCCCGUUUCAGCAAGGCUCCGCCGGAGCAGCGGAGAUGGCCGAGGCAGAGAGCACACAGUCAGUGUCACAGCGCCGCAUCUCAGGCGGGUUCACUGCUGCGAGCCGACAGCCGCCGUGCAUCCCAGCUGCCCCGCUCCGCCAACGUGUGUCGGUGACUGCCUUGUCCACGACGGUACUGACGAGCACGCCGACGCCGCCAGCCUCGCGGCCCGACAAGCCGCAGAUGGCACAGGAUGCCAGUGGUCCUGCGCGUCCGUCGCCGUCGCUGCAACCGAGGGGGAACGCGGACAGGCAGCCGACAGCGGUCACGGCGGCAAGCAAGGGUGCUUCUGCCUCGUACCCGCGGCUGUUCUCAUCCUCCAGUCUUGAGCCGACAGUGGGCAAUGCCGCCAGUGAGGCGCGGCUGCGCCCCUUUAGCGCUGCCCGAAUGCUUGCUACAGCGAUGGCAUCGGCGAGCGGGGCCGCGCCACCCACCCCCAAGGCGCACUCUCCCGGUCACUGCGAGGGCUACUCCACCACUGAGCUGGAGGCCCUCCUGCAGGCGAAGCUGCUAACACACUGUCAGCGGCGGCAGCGGCAGCUGGGCGCGCAGUGGACGCAGCGUGCAGCACGGGAGGCCGCUAAGGCCGCAACCCGCGCAAAGCUGAAGGCGCUGUAUGAUGAGGCCUUCGUUUCUCGGCUCGCCCCGGCGUCGUCGGACGCAGCCUACACCGCUACGUACCACUCCGGCGGCACCAUAGACGGCCCUUCAGAGGUGCCGGAUGAGUUUGUCGCCCACGCCGACGAGCGCUCGAGAGCUGCGAGUGACUCAGGCGAUAGCGGCGCUCACUUCCCGGGCGAUGACGCCCUGGCGACACCAGUCGCACGCGCACCGACGCAACUGCCCGCGCUAGAGGCGGACGCUUGGGCAAAGGGCGCGCCUGUGGCGGCGCACUCAGCGAAGGAAGUGGCGUCCCCGACACCUCCGCCCGUUCCGUCCUCUCAUGGCUCGUCGCUGCCUUUUUCCGUCGACGCCACGGCGCGACAGGCCGAGACAGAGGAGUCGGUGCUGCGAGCUCUCUCCGCUGUCUACCCUCGUCCUGUUGAGAUACCAGCGACGACUGUGCCCGGUACUGGGAUGCUCAUGGACGAUGGCGACGACAGCAAGGGCUGGCUAGCGGCGACCCCCUCGGCGCGUCGUAUCCGCGAGGCCGCGUCGCUGGCAGUCGCCGUGGAGCAUCAGUGCGCUGCCUUUCGCCGUGGCAAGGAACCUGCAAGGUUGCGGGUGGUUCCGCCGUGGCGACCACCGCACGACUCACGUGACGUGCCGGGCCUGUGGGAGACGUCCUCGGCGGAGGAGGAGGCAGAUGCGUCAGCACGUGGCCGACUGGGGCGCCCCGCGCCGACACGUGUGCGGGAAGAAGUGCGGUGGCGUUGGAGUGCGCCGCCUUCUGACCUGGAUGACACGGCAGGGACGACGUCCGAGGACGAAGAGAGGGGGGCGUUGUUGUCGAGCACCGCUUCCUCAUCAGCUGCGUCUUCGAUGUCCACGUCGCCGUCGUCGUCAUCGGCGUUGUUGGCGUCGACGUCUGGAGCCGAUACGCUUGAUGCACCAGGGCAUCCUUCAAAGACGCCCUCCAUUACCGCGGCACCAGGAGCAGAUGUGCAGCAGCGCUUACCAAGUCCGAAACUCGUGGGUAGCGGGGGCGAGCUGGGCGGUGGUGUGAUUGGCUCGCGGCGCAGCCCUGACGAUGCUCAUGCUGGCGAGCCGCGUCCAUCUUCGCUGCUGGGAUCGCCCAUGUAUGUGGAGCUCGACAGCGUUGACGGUGGCGUCAGGGGUGGACACGCACGCGGCGACGGCAUGCACAGGGUGUCUUUGAGUACGUCUAGUCUCGCCGACGCGUCGGCGAAGGCGACAGCGGCAGCGGGUCACGAAAAAGACGAGACGGACUCGGCCUCUGCGAGCAGAUUCUCGACUCCAUCCUCCACCUCAUCGGCAUUGCGCUCCUCUGCCAGUCGCAGCUCUGGUGCUUUGGGUCAUCCGCACCGCAGCAAGGACGAGGCGCGGCAUGACGUGAGCAGCAGCUCACACGAUGAGGGCAGCAGCGCCGAAAACAGCAGCAGCGGCAGCAGCUCAGACGAUGCGCCAUUCUCGGCAUCGCAGACGGCAUCUUUUUCAUUUCACAGCUUUGGUGGCGCCGCAUCCUCGACGGACACCGACGGCGACGAUGCGGAACCCCGCGCGGCAGCGAAGAGGGCGGAGAGCGACGGCGACGAGGACAUGUCGUACACGUAUACGGUGCAGCUGGACGCGGUGACGGGGCUGCGCCACUUCGAAUACGUGUGCCCCGUGACAGUGGAAGUGGUGGGCGCUUUGCCAGGCGGUUGUCGCGUCGUGUCUGCAGUAGCGGCCUCGCACGCUCUGGACGCCGCCACGGCGGCGUCCUUGUCCGCGACGCAGGUGCCCCCUAGUGAGCAUUGCAGCAUGAAACAAGGCAAUGAUGGGCUGGCGACGCGGGUGCUAGCGGCGGAGGCGCCGACGGAUGUGUCCGCGACGCCGAGGCCGCACGAGGGCAGCGACGAUACGGCAGCCGCCAAUGGCGGCAUCAGCAGCUGCCUCGGCCAAGACAAGGCAUCCCUGUUCGGCGGAGGGUACUAUAUCAUGUGGCAGGAGGACGGUGGCUUCGACGCUGCCGCUGCCUCGCCGCCAACGUCGUCUGCCCCUGCUCCAUCCUCGUCGCUGUCGUCGUCGCCGCCGGGCACCGGAGUGACGGUGGGCUUCACGGCCGUGCCAGCAAAGCAGCAGGGACAUUUACCGGCAGCGAACGGCAUGGCACCACCCGAAGGGUUCCAAUCGGCACGAGCGGCUACUCUUCACUCGGCACCCCCUUCGACCACCAACUGGCAGCCCGAUGUGACCGUGCGAGUCGCAGCCGCGUCGUCGAGCUGCGGCAAGGACGACAACAACGCUGGCAGCGGUGCCACUGCACACCUUCGCGGGCGCACGGCCUCGCUACACUUGAGCGGAGCACCACUCGCGAGGGUGGCGGCGCCUCUUCGCCCCUCGCACGUGGCGCUAGCGGUGCUUUCCGAGGAAGCUACGGCGAAGGCACACACGCCGUUGACCCGCUCCUCCUUAGCGGAUUCCAACCCCACGAAAGUGGACACAGAGGUGCUCCCGGCCUCCAAGAGUGCCUCGACCAACGCCGAUGGAAACCCAGCGAUGGAUUUCCUGUGCGACCGAGCUUGGACACGGGGCCAGACAGCGGCGACCCCCGCGCAGGAGAUCGCCGCUGUUAUGGAGACGACGUGGUGGGUGCGGGUACCUUCAAGUCCCUCAGCUCCAUCGCAGGGGCUGGAGACGCCGCAACAGCAGCACCAACUCGCGGGAUCGCCCCAGUACAUCCGUCUUCCUCUGUCGCUCGCUCUCCGGCCGCUGCGGCAGCGCACCCGUUUCGUCGGACUCCUGUGGCGUUUGUGGGUGUCUCUGCAGGUCAGUGAGCCGGCGCUGAGUCGGGUGCUUCUUCAUCGUCGCGGCGGUGCGCCGUCACCUUCUCCGGGUUGCACGUUUGCCGAGGCUUUCGGAGACUGGGUUACAGGCACCACACCUGCUCGCAAUACAGACACGGGUGAAUGCACUGAGGAGGAUGUCUCACCGCAGUCGUCGAGCGAGGCGAGCAGCAGCCUCCGCCUCGGCCGCACCAUCAUCACCACCGCGACGACGGGUUCUUCCAGCAACAGCGACACAGCGGCUGAUUCGCAGGUGUUGCCGGCGUCAGCUUCUCUUACGGUGCCUUCGCGUUCCUCGCCGCGCAAGUGGGGGCUGUACUACGUGGAGGCGCGCACCUGGUGCGCUGUGCAGCUGCGCACCGACGCGGACUGGGCUGUAGUGCGGCGUAAGGUAGCCGAGAUGGGUACAAUGCUGCCGUUUGUGCGCCUGUACCUGCUGCUCGAGGAGGCGGAGCGAGCCUCCGAGUAG